AUGGAUUAUACAAUAAUACAGACAUUAAAGUGUGAAGAUAAUACAAUAAUCAUUUCCGAUGAAGAUAAUGGGACGCCGAAAAACAAAGUUGCAAAAAGUAAUAAAACGAAGCCGAAAAGAAAAGUUUCACUGGAAAAGAAAGAGAAGAACGUCGAAACAUUAAUUGUAUUGAACUGCACUAAUAAAGUGAGUAAAUCAAAAUAUCACAAGAAACAUCACCACUAUCCUAAACCCAAACAUAAAAUUCAGACCAAUAUAUCACCAGAUGUUAAGAUAUCAACUGAAUAUGUACAAACUACUAUAGCUACAAAGCAACCAUCAUUAUCAUCUAUAUCUCUUUCAUCUUUAAAAACUGAUGAAAUAAGUUAUGAUAGUAUAAGUCUUGGUUCUUUUUCAAGUAUAAGCAAUAAAGAAAGUAAACUUGAUACUCUUAUUAAAAGAGCAAGAGAGCGUGAUCAACAGUACUUGUUUAGUAAUCAGCCAGUAUGUACCACUACUCAAAAUAUAAUUGAGAUAUCAUCAGACGAUGAAACAUCAUUGGACAGUAAAAGUUUUAAAAAUAAUUCUAUACAUUCACUUGCAACACUCGUCUUAGAGCCUGAUGACUCAACAAUUGAUGUUAAUGCAUCAAAUUAUUCACCAGAGAAGAUAUUAGGUGAUACAGAUUCUAAGUAUAAAAUUAUAUCAGAACAAUAUGUGAAAGAAAAAUCAGGAAUACUAUUUGAUGAUCCUAAGAUUUUUAAAUCUAAACUAUGUGCUAGUGUUGAUAGCAUUAAUAAUAAUGUUAAUGAUAAUGAUAAUCAAUAUAAAGCAACUAAACUGGCUAUAUUUAUUCGAGGUGUUGAUAAAGAGUUCACUAUUACUGAGGAAUUGCUUGGUUUACAGUCGCUAAAAGGAACCAAUUCAAGAGAGGACAUUUUUAAUGAAGUUCAAAAGUUAACUGUUUCUACUAAGUCAAAAAUUCCAAUUGUCUGCAUACCUGACAGAGGAAACAAUGAUGAAGAUGCUAAAUAUCAAAACUUAAAUAUACAAAGCUGUCCGACUGAAAAUGAGAAACAUCCUGAACCAAAAAUUGAAAACAAAGACGAAAUAGACAAUAGAGUUAAAACAUUGUUGUCAACCAUUUUACCUAAAAAAGAAGUCCAGGAAAAGAAAAUUAAUAUCGACCUCAAUGUAACACAAUGCAACUUAUCAAAAAUCAUUAGCCAUUUAGAUAAAAGCCCAUCUACAAUUUUUAAUAAAAAACCAUUACCUUCAAUAAAGAAGUUUCGUAUCCCAAAGAUAAAAAGUAAUCCUUCAAACACAACAAAUAAUUUGCAAAAUGGGAAAGAUGUUCAAAUCAUAACACUUCAAAAUGAUGUCAAAAAUAAGAGCACUUUGGCAAAAACAUCUAAUGAGAAGCAACAUAAAUUCAAAAUAAAAACCAAAGUGUCACCACCAAACCACUCUUUUAAAUCAAAUUCCAAUUGUCUAAGUACUAACACCACCCAACUUAAAAACUCGUGUUCUGUGACACUCCGAAACACAGAUAAUAAACGACAGCAAAUUUUAUCAAAGGAAAUAACACUAAGAACAAAUAAAGAAAAACGACGACAAAUAUCACAUUAUAAAAAUCAAGAACGUUCAACAUCGCCCACAUGUAAAGUGACUAAAUCUUCAAAGAAAAUUAUUAAGCCUUUGUCCUCAAAUAAAUUAAUUUCAAAAAUUGAUGAAAAACGAAAAACGAGCGAAGUUCUCCCUACUCCUUUGAAAAGCAAACGUCCAACUGAAACUGAUGAUACACCAAGAUAUCGAAAAUAUAAAACGAAUACACAAAAUAUCAACAAUAAUGAAGAUUUAGUUGAAGUAGCCAAUCGUAUAAAUAAUAAUCCAAAGAAUAUAUCUCGUCUCGAUAUCAUAAAUAGAAAAAAAGAUUCUGCUCCCAUCAAAUCAAACCUGAAAGUUGAAAAUAAAUACAAGUCCUCUGUUAAAGAUCAAAAUAAGCAUAAAGAUCACGAGGCACCUAAAAUUGCAGUCAUGAAAGGACAAAAUUGUUAUUAUGAAAAUCAAGAAUCUUCCAAUAAGUAUAUAAAAGUCAAAACAAUACCUACUCGUGCAAAUACUAAUGAUAACUAUAUUUCGAAAACACUAACUAUCAAAAGUGUAGUUAAAUCAACAAAUAACUUUGUUCAGUCUAAAACAAACGUAAAAAAAUAUCCAGUGGUUGAAGACUUAAGAAAAAAACUGAAUCGUGCAAAAAAACGUCGCUCAAUUGUUUCGAAACCCAAUACUAUUAAUGAUCAAGACAGCAGUAGAAUCAAACCUGGUCAAAAUAUGCAAAGUGAUUUUACAGUGCCGAAAAUGAAAACAAUAAAAUUAAUAGUUAAUCUUAUAUGUGAAAAAACUAAAAGCAAGACGUUGAAAGAUGAAGUUAUAAAUAAAGAUACCUGUCAACUAACAAAUGUUGAUCUUAGUUUUCUUGACGAUUUUAAUGUCGAUGAUAUUGUCGAUAGUUUAAAUUAUAAGGAAAAUGACUGUAAACUCGCAAAUAUCGAUAGUAAAACAAAUAAUAAAAUGAACGAGCAUUCUGAUUCACGCAAUUCUGACGAUAACAAGAAUAUUGUUGACGUAAAAUUACACUCAUUCGUACAUAAUAAAAUAGGUGGAAAUAAGACAGACACAGUAGUGGAUCGAGAAACGUGCGAUAAUGACGGUAACGAUAAAAGCGAAAUAGAACACGUUACAGUUCCGGAUACAAAUCUGUUUACUAACAUAUCAUUUACUUCAAACAACACAUCUACCAAUAAAGUUAAUAGUUGUCUGUCAAGUAAUGAGACUGAAAAAGAAGACAAAAAUGAGUUUACAAUAAAUAUUGUACGAAAUGAAGGACCAAUUACAGAUACUUUUAUUGAAUCACGUACACAGCCAUCUUCAAAUGAACAGAGUAAAAUAGAAUGUAAACGCGAAUUCCCAACAGAUAUUAUUGUACUAGAUGAAGAUUCCGACACAGACACAUUAAUCUAUCCUAGCACGCAGCAAACUUCCCUCCAAGAGACAAAAAUCAAUGACCUAAAUGUAAAUCCACCAAAGAACGUAAAGACCCAAAAAGACGAUUACAAAAUCGAAGCAGGAAUUAUUGUGUUAGACCACGGAUCAUUUAUUGAAGAAGUAGUUUCCCCUAACAAUCAACAAACUUCUAAUCGAAAACAAGGUGAUAACGAUGAGGUUGGCGUUGAUAUUGAUGGUUUUCGAUCAAAAACUAAAGACAUUGAUAAUAGGAACGAAUUUUCUACCGAAAUUAUUGUGGUGGAUGAAGAAUCCAAUCAAGAUUCAUUAAUUAUUUCAAAAUCACAGCCAAAUAAACAAGAUUGUAAAACAGACUGUGUAGAUGUAGUUCAUAAUAAUGUACCUUUUAUGAAUAAUAGUAAUAAAGAGAGGAAAAAUGAAAUCAUUAACACAGAAAUUAUUAAACUGGAAGACGAAGCAAUUACUGAUCCAAUGAUUGAUUCAAAUCAACAACUAUCGUCUAAAAUGCAUAGCAGAUAUAAUGAUAAUAAUGAUGGGUUGUCCAAGUUAUUAUCCAUCAUAAAUAAUAUAUCAAACAAAAAACCUAAUGCAGAAAAUGAAAAAAAAGUCAGUGAAACUGAUGAGACGAACCUUGUAUCAAAUAGCAAUCUAUUUAAAGAGGAUACAAAAUCCAAUAGUUGUAAUGUAUCUAUAGAAAAAUUUAAUCAAAAUAUAUUAAGCACUAAAGAAAGUUGUUCAACUGUUCUAUUUACUAAUAAGAAUAAUUCUGACAAUUUUAACGUGAAGGAACCUGAAAGAAAAAUUCAUCUAACGGAUAGUGAUAUUACAAGCAAAACCUCUAAUAAAAAUAUUACGACUGAAGUUUUAUCACGAACUUCUGAAUUUAACAUGGCAACUGUAAAAACUUUACACGAUUGUGAGUAUACGUCAACCUCUUUAAAUAAAACUAAGCUCAAAGUGACUGCAGAAGAUAAGAUAACGGGAAAAAUAGCUAGUGUAAGAAAUGUUAAAGACCAAUAUUUUUCUACACUAUCAAAUUUUGCAAAAACAGAAAACGGUUUGGUAAUUAGUUCUGGUAAAAUUACUGAAAAUGUUAAAAAUAGAUUAUCAAACACUUGUAAGGUACCAGAACCUCCUUGCAUAAAUCAAAAGAAUGACACUUCUAAUAUUGUAGUAAAGGUCGGAAACGAAACAGGGAAGAAAGAAAACUAUUGUGAUGUAUCUAUGGGUCUCGUAAAGACUCCAUACGAAGAAUGUCUGUCGCAAACUUUGGCACAUAGAAUGCUAGAAUACUUGGGUAUAAACUAUGACAUAGGAACUUUGAUACGCAGAGGAAAGUAUUCAAAUAUAUUUCAAUGUACAGAUCCCAAACUGAAUAAAUAUGUCGUCAAAGUAUUAAAUAAAGAACAAGAUCGGUUCAUGUUAGGGGUACAAAAGGAAAAAAUAUUAAAUGAUUUACAAAAGGAUAUUCCGAAAAGAAAUCAACACAUUGUUAAUUUAUUUAAUGGGUUUGCUAUAAAACCAGAACACGUUUUAAUAAAUCAUUCAUUAGAUAAUUUGAAGCUUUGCGGCUUUGACGAAUGCCGAUCAGUUGAUCAGGUAAUUUUGUUACCAAAUAUUGGUACACCAAGCUACCGUGCGCCUGAAUUAAUCUUAGGAUAUUCAGACGGUUUUAGUAUAGACGUCUGGUCCACCGCUUUGGUAAUGUACGAAAUGGCCACGGGCGGCCGUAAAUUAUUCCCUGGCAUGUUCAAUAAUGAUAUAUUGUACAAGCAAAUGAGCAUUUUGGGAGAUAUUCCAUUUGGAAUGGUACAAUCGUCAAUUUAUAAGGACAACCACUUCUUUGGAACACAAUUUAUGAGAAAACAAGGUUAUUUGGGAAAGGUACGUGAAGUCUUUUAAUAUUAUCAUUAUGAAAAUAAUGCUUUGUCUAUCUUCUAUUCGCGAGCAUCAAGAUAGCGGUGCCAAACUCCCAAAUUAAAAAGAAAUGCACAAAUAGUACGUUAUAUAGUACAGAAUUUGUCCUAUAUAAUGGACUACUUGUACCAUAAAAGCGAUUUUUGUACUUCUGAAGGAAUACCAAUGAAUUUUCCGUAUGUUAUAGACGAUAUGGAAAAAUGAGCGCGGUACAUUGACGCCAGUGUAGCUGAACCUGCAUGCUUACUCUCGAACACAAUCGCGACCAAUCGACAUUGCAACUGACGCUAGUGUACCCAAUCAAGAGUAUGAAAUGGCACAUUUGUAAUGUCGAUCGAUCGCGAUUGCGUUCGUGUAAGACUAUUGAAAGUUGGUUCCGCUACUUCACUUUAUGUUUAGUAUCAAAAUUAAGGGACAAAACUUCCAAAUAAAUUCCGCAUACUAUAGCAACUUCCGUAGGUAAUUCA
Diatraea saccharalis (sugarcane borer) is the source of this 5390-nucleotide messenger RNA. The record is from the annotation of a GenBank genome assembly. Lineage: Eukaryota; Metazoa; Arthropoda; Insecta; Lepidoptera; Crambidae.